AUAUGAAAGCCGAGAAUAAUGCCAACAUCAUAACGUGAAAGAAACUAACUUGAUAGGCAAGUCUCCUUAUAGCCUCAAACAUAUAAAUAGCUAAAUCCACCUUCUUUCUUCUCCUUGGCCCUCUCUCUCCCGUUUCUCCUUUUCUUUGUUUUCUAGUUUCAUUCAAGAUUUGUUUCAGGCCCCUUAACGUGAUUUCUGCGCCGCUGAAAAGAGCGGUAAUUGAUAAAUCAGGUCGUGCGUUGGAUCUACAGCUACAAGUGACAGGCUGACAGCUACUUUUUUUUCUCCAUUUUUAGCUCGGAUUUUAUAACAAUCACCCUCUAUUCAGAAGACCCACAUAUCAAUAUCAUCAUCCCGUUACGAAUGCAAUGCGAUAUAUGAGAAGGGAAACCCGUGCUUGAUGGACUGCUCACACAGUUGCAGUGACAAGAGAACAUUAAAGCGGUGGUUUUUCAUAGACAAAAGAGUUGGUUGAGCGAAGAUAAAAAAGUCGAAUAGGAAGCACAUAAAAUCAACCCUGUUUGUGACAAAGUCACCCUCUCAUAAUAUCAAACUCAAUCAUUUCUAGCUUUCUUUGAUACGUUGGUGCCCCUCAAAUAGUAUAGCUUGGUUCAAUGGAUUUGAAGUCCUCUCAUGUUUCUCCUGUUCUCACUGACCCUGUUCCCGUCAAUAAGUCAAGGCUUGGAAUACAUUCUAGUUUGCUGGCUUAUUCCCAGCAAGAUUCACCAGUCUCUCCGGGGAAGUACUCAAGAAGCAAUUCAAGGAAAAGUACAGGGAGUGUCGAUGAUGUGAGGUCCAAUGGUUGGUUGGAUGCCAUGAAGGCUUCUUCCCCUCCAAGGAAGAAGCUACUUAAAGGGUCCAGUUUUCAGAUUGCUUCAAUUGACUUUGAGAUUGAAGAUUAUUGUACAUGGAUGCUUGAAUAUCCUUCAGCACUAGACUCUUUUGAGAAAAUCGUUGACCUUGCUCAGAAUAAGAAGAUUGCUAUGUUUCUAGACUAUGACGGCACACUUUCACCGAUUGUAGAUGAUCCGGAUUGUGCCUUUAUGUCCGAAUCUAUGCGAACAACUGUGAGAAGUGUGGCAACAUAUUUCCCCACAGCAAUCAUCAGUGGAAGAAGCCGUGACAAGGUUUUUGAUCUUGUUAAACUAACAGAACUGUACUACGCUGGUAGUCAUGGGAUGGACAUUAUUGGCCCUGUCAGUGAGACUUUGUCCAAAAACCACCCUAAUUGUGUAAAGUCUACAGACCAUGAGGGAAAGGAAAUAACUCUCUUUCAACCUGCGAGAGAAUUCCUGCCUAUGGUUGAUGAGGUUUUUAGAACCCUCGUCGAGAUUACUAAAGAUAUAGAAGGCGUAAAAGUUGAAAAUCACAAAUUUUGCGUUUCUGUACAUUACCGUAAUGUAGAGGAGAAUAAUUGGACAAUAGUUGGACAACGUGUCCAUGAUGUCUUGCAAAAUUACCCUCGUUUAUGUUCAACUCAUGGACGGAAGGUUUUAGAAGUUCGUCCUGUGAUUGACUGGAAUAAAGGAAAAGCUGUUGAAUUUUUACUUGAAUCUCUAGGAUUUAAUGAUAGUGAUGGUGUGCUUCCCAUCUACAUUGGAGAUGAUAAAACUGAUGAAGAUGCAUUCAAGGUGCUGCGAGAGAGCAAUAGAGGUUAUGGGAUUUUGGUUUCGUCGGUGAGGAAAGAAAGCAAUGCCUGCUACUCUCUCCGAGACCCCAAUGAGGUCAUGAAAUUUCUCCAACUCCUGGUGAACUGGAAAAGACAAGAAAGAAAGCAUGGGAAGAUGUAAAGGCCAAAGCCUCAUUUUAUUUUAUAUACAAAUUAUUGAUUAUUUCUUCCUCCGCUUUCAUGUCUAUUAAGUUAUUACGAAUGGAAGCUACUGGAUACCUGCGGAUUAAUGGUUAUUAUUGCUAUACAGUAUGACUUUUUUAAUCUUCUCAGAUAUCAGCAGCUUCCGUCAAUUAUUUAGCAUUUUGCUAUAGCUGGAUCAGUAGUCAUUCCUGUAUCUUGGCAAGCAAAAUGAUAUGAAGAACAGUAAUAUUAUUUAUAA
Molecule: messenger RNA, 2051 nt
Organism: Vigna radiata var. radiata (mung bean)
Lineage: Eukaryota; Viridiplantae; Streptophyta; Magnoliopsida; Fabales; Fabaceae
Product: probable trehalose-phosphate phosphatase F
Exons: 15
Coding region: 615-1790 (391 amino acids)
Biological process (GO): trehalose biosynthetic process
Molecular function (GO): trehalose-phosphatase activity
Source: RefSeq, a predicted model, not a curated record